Molecule: messenger RNA, 1528 nt
Organism: Camarhynchus parvulus
Lineage: Eukaryota; Metazoa; Chordata; Aves; Passeriformes; Thraupidae
Gene: RAP1A
Product: RAP1A, member of RAS oncogene family
Exons: 9
Coding region: 222-776 (184 amino acids)
Biological process (GO): negative regulation of synaptic vesicle exocytosis; cellular response to cAMP; Rap protein signal transduction
Cellular component (GO): plasma membrane
Molecular function (GO): GTPase activity; GTP binding; GDP binding
Source: RefSeq, a predicted model, not a curated record
GGAGCGGAGCGGCGCCGCCGCCGCGCAGAGCAGCAGCAGCGGCCGCGGCAGCAGCCGAGCGCCAGCGGCAGCCCCGGCCCGCAGCGGCGGCGGAGCGGCGGCGGGAGGCGGCGCGGGGGCGGCGUUCCUCGUGGGGAGCCUGGAAGAACCUUCAGUAGAGCUGCUAACACUGAUGAGAGAUCUUUUAUGCCAAGGUCGCUGCUCUCUGAACAGCCCACACCAUGCGUGAGUACAAGCUGGUGGUCCUUGGUUCAGGAGGUGUGGGCAAGUCUGCUCUGACUGUACAGUUCGUUCAGGGAAUUUUUGUUGAGAAAUAUGACCCAACAAUAGAAGAUUCAUACAGAAAGCAAGUGGAAGUAGACUGUCAGCAGUGUAUGCUGGAGAUCCUCGACACAGCAGGGACAGAGCAAUUCACAGCCAUGAGGGACCUGUACAUGAAGAAUGGGCAGGGGUUUGCACUAGUAUAUUCUAUCACAGCACAGUCCACGUUCAACGACCUCCAGGACCUGCGGGAACAGAUCCUACGGGUGAAGGACACUGAGGAUGUUCCCAUGAUCCUGGUUGGCAAUAAAUGUGACCUGGAGGAAGAACGAGUCGUGGGCAAAGAGCAGGGGCAGAACUUAGCACGACAGUGGUGUAACUGUGCCUUUCUAGAAUCAUCUGCAAAGUCGAAAAUCAACGUAAAUGAGAUCUUUUAUGACCUGGUCAGACAGAUAAAUAGAAAAACACCAGUGGAAAAGAAGAAGCCUAAAAAGAAAUCAUGUCUGCUGCUUUAGGCUCCAUCAUGCAGCAGCUCUGAGCCAGAUUGCAGGAAUGAAGAACUGUUGCCUAAAUGGAAAGUGCCAGCAUUCCCAACUUCAGAACCUUAUGGAAAUGAGUAACAUAUCGGAAGAAGCUUCUCCUGUUUUUUAUAUCCUGCGGGAAGAAUUUAGAUCUUAAAAUGGUUUGCACACAGUCCCUGGAAAAAGCAGUUGCUCUGUGUAUAUCUCUUGGAAAUUAAAGCCAAUAUUCCUCCUCCUUUGCAAUAGCAAUUAACAAAUGUGAAAAUAAAUAUAAUUGACUCUAGCAUAUGAUUAUCCCAAGGGGCAUGGAUGCAUUUCAAAUGUUAGAGAUUGCUACUAUAAUUAAAAUUCAUAUUGACCAUUUUAUCAUAAUUUCUCCCCAUCAAGCACUAAAAAUGUUCCACUGUUAUAUUUUAUAUCUAUAACUAUAGAUAUAUAUUAUCCAGAAUUUCCCUUUGAACUCACUGCAACAAAUAACUUUUUGAGUCAUUGACUUCAUUUUAUAUUUAAAAGUUACAGAAUAUCAUUAUUUUCAUUCUGCCAUUGUAUUCUAAUUAAAAAUGUUUGUGCAUAAUGCUUUGGAAAAAUGGGUCUUUUAUAGGAAAAAAACUGGGAUAACUGAUUUCUAUGGCUUUAAAAGCAAAAAUAUAUAAUAUACUAAACCAACUCUAAUAUUGCUUCUUGUGUUUUACUGUCACAGAUUAAAUUACAGCUUUUAUGAAUGAUUAAAUUUUAGUACAUUUUCA